Messenger RNA from Entamoeba dispar SAW760, 645 nucleotides. RefSeq lists its product as uncharacterized. Bases 1 to 645 code for a protein of 214 amino acids. The transcript is spliced from 2 exons. The record is from RefSeq and is a predicted model, not a curated record. NCBI's taxonomy places the organism in Eukaryota, Evosea, Mastigamoebida, Endamoebidae.
AUGACUACUGAGAUUACUGAUACAAUAAAAUUAUGUGAAGAAUUAAAGUCAAUGACUAAUGAAAUGAUUAAUCAACUUAAUAUUGUAAAACGACAAGUUGGAACUGACGAAUUUCAAAAUGGGAAAGAUAAUUUAAUUUUAAAAAUAGGAGAAAUAGGUAACUUUGUUACAAUGACAAAUAAAAGUGAUUAUACCAAUCCAGAAAUUGAAGGGUUACAAUCUAUAAUAAUAUUAACUCAUUUAUUGUAUGAAGUAACUAAAACUUGGAGUACAGAAAAUAAUGUUGAAGAUGAAUUAAAUCUUAAAAUAUCAUAUUUACAACAACAAACAAAAAAACUUAAUCAAAUUGCCAUUACCGAAGCUCCGAAAAAGAAAGUAGAUAUAUUAAAUGAAGUGGCAAAACAAAUUGAUCUUGGUGUAGGAAAGAAUAUUACAAAAGAAUUAGAAAAGAAAGGAAUAAAGGAUGUAACAAUUGAUAUUUCUAUUGCUGAAGCACGAAUCAAAUUAGUUGAAUCUCGAAAGAAACAAGAAGAAGCAUUAAAAGCAAUAGAAAAGAUUUAUUCAAUUUUAGAACCAGUAAAAGAACAUUGGACGAAAGAAGAUUUUAUUAAAGCAUGUUUUGGUAAUGUUGAACAAAAGAAUUAA